This is a messenger RNA of Prorocentrum cordatum, 1242 nucleotides long. The record is from the annotation of a GenBank genome assembly. NCBI's taxonomy places the organism in Eukaryota, Dinophyceae, Prorocentrales, Prorocentraceae.
AUGGACCGCCAGAAGGAGGAGCGCGAGCGCGGCGUGACCAUCGCUUGCACCACCAAGGAGUUCUACACCGAGAAGUGGCACUACACCGUCAUCGAUGCCCCAGGCCAUCGCGAUUUCAUCAAGAACAUGAUCACAGGCGCUUCCCAGGCGGACGUUGCGCUUAUCAUGGUCCCGGCCGACGGUAACUUCACGACCGCCAUUGCCAAGGGCAACCACAAGGCUGGCGAGAUCCAGGGGCAGACUCGACAGCACUCCCGCUUGAUCAACUUGCUGGGCGUGAAGCAGAUCUGUAUUGGCGUCAACAAGAUGGACUGUGACACCGCUGGAUACAAGCAGUCCCGCUAUGACGAGAUCGCAAACGAGAUGAAGAGCAUGCUGGUCAAGGUUGGGUGGAAGAAGGACUUCGUCGAGAAGGGGACGCCGGUGAUGCCCAUCUCUGGCUGGAUGGGUGACAACCUGCUGAAAAAGUCCGACAACAUGGGCUGGUGGAAGGGCUGCGAUGUCGAGUACGGCAAGGAGACCAUCCACGUGGACACCGUCUACGAUGUGCUUGACGUGAUGUGCCGCGUGCCAGAGAGACCCACCAGCGCGCCAAUGCGCAUGCCAAUCUCAGGCAUCUACAAAAUCAAGGGCGUCGGCGAUGUGCUCGCUGGGCGCGUUGAGCAGGGCGUGGUGAAGCCGGGCGAGGAAGUCGUGUUCUUGCCCACGCACACCGCUUCGAACCCGUGCACGGGCAAGGUGUUCACCGUGGAGAUGCACCACCAGCGCGUCGACUUCGCCAACCCUGGAGACAAUGUUGGUCUCAACAUCAAGGGCCUCGACAAGAACAACAUGCCCCGCUCGGGAGACGUGAUGGUCUACAAGAAGGAUACCACUCUGGGUCAGACGAAAGAGUUCGACGCGCAGAUCCAGGUGCUCGAUAUCCCCAACGAGAUCAAGGUCGGCUACUCCCCGAUCGGCUUCGUGCGAUGCGGACGCGCGGCGUGCCGCAUCAGCAAGCUGAAGUGGAAGAUGGGCAAGGAGACGGGCGGCAAGAAGAUGGAGGACCCCCACUCCCUCAAGUCCAAUGAGAUGGCGCAGUGCAGCUUCCAGCCGCAGCAGCCGCUGGUGUGCGACACCUUCAAGAACUGCGAGGGCCUGUCGCGCGUUGCAUUCAUGGACGGCAACGGCGUUGUGAUGCUUGGCAAGGUCAUCUCUUGCGAGCGCAAGGAGGAGGGUGGCGCUGGUGGCAAGAAAAAGUAG